AUGAAUGAUGCCACAUUUGAGUUACACAAAUGGCAGUCAAAUCAUGCACAACUGGAAGAUGAUGCCCAACCUGCACAAGGAGAGGAAAUUGCCCAGCCUACUUCACAUACUAUUGCUGUGCAGUUCCCAAGCACAAGUAGUGCACCAACAAAGCGUGAAGUACUGGCCAAACUGGCAAAAGUGUAUGACCCCCUCCGCCUGGCAUCCCCCAUCACACUGCAAGGGAAGCAAAUCUACCAUGAAGCCUGCAACUGCAAAGUAUCAUGGGACAAAGCUAUCCCAGAGAAUCUGAAAAUAUGCUGGCAAAGGUGGGAGCAGUCACUUCUUGCGGAAAUAACCACACGAAGACCCUUAGCACGUUAUCAACAACCAGUGGUCUCUGCUGCACUGCAUGUCUUGGCAAACGUCAACUUAUGGGGUCGUAGCGGUGUAUUCAAUUGUACGCCAAGAAGAUGGAAUCACUCAAACCCUGGUUGCAGCGAAAGCAAGAUUAGCCAAGAGAGAACUAACAGUCCACAGCUGGACAGCACCGUCGCCCUCCACUGGAUUGUAACAAAUGACCAGUACCAACAGUUCAUCUCUAACCACGUGCAAAAAAUAAGACAAUACCCCCAGAUCCAGUGGAGGCACAUGCCCACUACUGAUAGACCAGCAGACCUGGUGAGUCAAGGAGGCCAGGUAACCAACUCAGAGCUUUGCUGGAAUGGCCCAGUGUGGCUGUGUAAUCCUGAAAUGUGGCCAGAGAAGCUGGUUCCUGUGAAAUCCAAAACUUCAGAAGAAGAGGCAAAAGUCAUCAGAGAAUUGCUAAGCCUACCAAGUGAGAAACCUGAACUAGAAUGGAACGUGUUUGACGAACUCCUUGAAUGCCAUGAUUUACGCCAAGCUCUUCACAUCCAAGCUUGGGUGCAACAUUUCACUACUCACAGGGUGCACAAGGGACCUCUUACUAGCGAAGACAUUCAAGAGACCAAGAACUGGUGGAUAAAAAGAUUUCUGUCUCAAGAUUCGCAGAAGCCACACUUUGAACAGACCAGGCAGGAAAUCAAUCUCGUUUCAAAUGCAGAUAGAAUUUUCAAAUGCCAUGGAAGAAUUUAA
Messenger RNA from Pocillopora verrucosa, 1095 nucleotides. The record is from RefSeq and is a predicted model, not a curated record. Lineage: Eukaryota; Metazoa; Cnidaria; Anthozoa; Scleractinia; Pocilloporidae.